Messenger RNA from Tilletiaria anomala UBC 951, 3910 nucleotides. RefSeq lists its product as uncharacterized. The transcript has 3 exons. The coding region runs from base 191 to 3760 and encodes 1189 amino acids. The record is from RefSeq and is a predicted model, not a curated record. Lineage: Eukaryota; Fungi; Basidiomycota; Exobasidiomycetes; Georgefischeriales; Tilletiariaceae. Gene Ontology annotation, molecular function: protein binding.
AGCAUUAACAUGCACUUGAGCAGCUGCUGAAACUGGUGUAUGUGCACGGCGUACUGGGGUGUAUAUAGCACAAAGCACCUCGAAGCUCGAAGCUCUGCGCGAGCAGCGGAUGCGCCAGGCGUGCUCUUCUUUCGACGCGAGGUAGCCGCUCGUGUGCGCUCGUCCGGCCGCGAUAGAAGCGCUACCCAUCAUGGAAGACGAGCAGAUGGUGCCAUCGCACACGCCGGCCUCGACCUCGACAGCUGGAGGUACAACGGCAGCAACAGCGGCGGCGGCAGCAGCAGCAGCAGCAGGAGCAAACACAGUGACGACGCCGAUCGCCAUCCCGUUCCAUCGGGCCAUCUCGCCGCCGACACCUGCACCAUCACCGCAGCCUGAUCGUCCACAUGGCAGUCGGGGUAGCGCCGCCGCUGCGGCGGCUCAGAGCUCUACCCCUUCCUCAUCGAACGGAGGGAGUCCCAUUCGGGCAUCGCUCAGCGAUGGAACGCCACUCAGUGGCCAGACGUUCAUCAAAGAUCUCACGAUGCAUUUCCAAAGCCUCCCAUCGCAAGCGAGGCUCGAUCUCAUCUCGGCACUCGUCACGAACUGCACCAAGCAAGAGCUGGCUCACCUCUCGCGCAUCGUCAGCCCGCGGCUCCGCAUCGACUUCCUCUCCGAGCUGCCGAUCGAGAUCAGCUUACACGUCCUCAGCUUCGUCGACGACCCGCGGACGUUGGCGCGCGCCGCAUGCGUUUGCCGCUUCUGGCGCAGCCUUGUUAACGAUGAGCAGACAUGGAUGGCAAUGUGCAUCAAGCAUAAAUAUCGCACCAAAAACGUCCUCCCACGUCAGCGCGAGUGGAAGCCGCGUGGGACCAGCGGCGACGCAAAGGGUAAAGGUCGGCUGCGGGACGAGCUGGAGGACCUAAGGAAUGAGCAGGAGGAAGCGAGCAUCCUUCCCAGCCUCUACGAGCGCUACCGCACUCGAGGCCUCGAUCCGUCCAACGCGAUGCAGGAACUGCGAACGUUGCACGCUCUCUUCUUGUCCAAGCAGGAAGGCAACGACGGCGCUGUCGCGAUGCUUAGUCCGCAUGACGCAGCCUUCUACGCGCAAUUAGAAGAUAUCGUCAGCGAGGAAAUCAGGGAUCGAUAUGGGAAAACUCGCGCAGAACUCGCAACGCCGCUUCAUCAGCGCUAUGGUACUGGUGCCCCGGGCGGGCCUGACGAUCACGCUGCCGCUUCCCGCGACGGAGGGAGCGCGUGGAAUGUGGGACGCCUCAGUGCUGGUCCGCCUACUUCUCUUGCGGGGCUGAUCGGCAACGUCCUCUCGCCAAGCUCCUCCCGGACUGGCGCCGCUGGUGCUGUGGCAUCGGCAGCAUCGACCCUCCAUCCGGGCCCACGUCGCUCGAGCACUCUCCCUUUGUCUCUUGGCGAUGGUGGUCGCGACGGCGACCGAAUGGACGAAGACGCACCUGAGGGCAGCUCCGUCGUAUAUCCUGCAGCGCAAGACAACCCUGUUUCUGCAACCUCCACCUCGUGGUGGGAAGGCGCAGCAGCUGCUGCUGCGGCCGCAGUGGCGCAUACACCUGUACUAGCAGGCGGCUUCGCAGGUGGGGUAGGCGGCGGAGUCCAACUGACGCCGCGCAACGCUGCAUCCCACGCUGGUACCAACAAUGCAGGCUACAGCUUUGCAGCGCAUACACCGCUCGUCAGUAGCAUGGCUGCAAGCUUGUUACGCACUCCAAACGUCCGGCUUCCCGUCUCUGGCAUCGGUAACGCAUUCAGCCACGGUUUAAAUGCACUCGGCCUCGAGCGGAAUGCCCUGCUUCGCUUCGCAGGUGCUUCGCCUUCGCAGCAAGUGGCAGCAGCAGCCGGAUUAUCGUCAGCAGGCGAUAAACGAAGUUCGCCGGCGAUUGGGUACUUUGAUGGCGAGACACACUCCCACUCCACCACUCAAGUGUUGCCGCUAAGCUCUCGUGGCGAUGCCAGCUCGCGGCGCCGUGGUGGUAGGGACCACAGACGGCCACGGCCACAGUCUGCGCUUGGACUUGGAAUCCCCAGCACCUUGGAAGGCCAUGCGCGUGGACCGUUGGAUCGCGCCGUCACGUACUCUGAAGGCCUGGCGCACAGCGGCAGCGGCAGCAGCAACAGCUCGCAGCCAGCAAUCAGCUACAAGGAGCAAUUCAAACUGGCAUACCAAACUGAAUCAAACUGGCUGCGCGGCGGGCGCCUGCUGUCCCAGUACACUUGCGCCAACGACCAGACCAUGGUGACAUCGCUGGCUAUGGACGCGGAUCGCAUUGUGCUUGGCAUGCCCAAUUGCAAGAUCCACGUGUUCGACGCGCGUACCGGCCUCUUCAUGAAGACACUGACGGGCCACCAGAGCGGCGUCUGGUGCUUGUCCCUCAUUGCCGGGUCUGGCGACAGCGGUGGCGGCAGCACUGCAACGGAAACCAAGGCCGGUACUGGGAAAGGCUACGUGCAGCAGAUGUUUGUCACGAAUCCAGACGACAACUGCGGCAGGCCGUAUCUGGCAGCGGGAGAUGGCGAUCUCAAGCUGAUGCAUCAUGAUGGGCGGCCGACAGAAGGGGAGGGGCGAACGGCGCCCUGGCCAAUGCCGCCGGGGCCGCCGGCGGAGGACCCGGCGGCUCUUGGCCAUGAGGAGACGCUGCAGUGGUUCCAUCGAACGCGGCUUGCCAUGUUGCGCAGAGAAGAGGCAGGGAACGAUAUGGACACAUACGAGGAUGGCGCGCCCGGCUGGUCGAGUGCAAGCGACCGGUCGCGUGCAUAUAGCCAAGGUUCCUCUGCGCAGCUCAACGAGUCUUUCAGGUGGUCCGGGCCGCCGCCCAGCCCUGGCUACUCUCUAUUCGCGAACAACAGUAACAACAACACUGCUCCUGGCCUAGCGCAGAGCAGCCCGACAGGUAGUGUACCCAGCUACGGCAACAUCCAUCCCGUCAUCGUCUCCGCAGGCUCAGAUCGCGAAAUCAGGGUCUGGGAUCUGAACACAGGCGAAUGCAAGCACGUCCUCCGCGGUCACACCGCGACGGUGCGCUGCCUGAAAGUCAUGCCUGGACGGCCGAUCGCCAUAUCUGGCGCACGCGACCACUCGGUGCGCGUGUGGGAUAUCGAGAAGGGCGAGCUGAUCCACCUGCUCUCUGGGCACGAGCACUUUGUGCGUUGCUUGGAUGUUGCGGGCAACAGGAUUGCCAGCGGCAGCUAUGACGCGACUUGCCGCAUCUGGGAUGUUGACACGGGAAAAUGCCUGCACGUCCUCACGGGUCACUGUCAUCAAAUCUACUCGAUCGCUUUCGACGGCGAGAAGGUCGCCACGGGCAGCCUUGACGCUACGGUCCGCGUGUGGAACGCUCACACGGGCGAAUGCCUCGCUCUCUUCCAAGGGCAUACCUCUCUUGUCGGCCAGCUCCAGCUGACGGAUAAGGUGCUCGUCACGGGUGGGUCCGAUGGCCGCGUGAUCAUCUUCUCUCUCGAGACAUACGAGUGCCUCCACCGCCUGUGCGCACACGACAACUCCGUCACUUGCUUGCAAUUCGACGAGCGCUUCAUGGUCACAGGAGGCAAUGACGGUAUUGUCAAGCUAUGGGACACCAACACGGGCAAGUUCAUCCGCGAGCUCGGCCAGCCGAGUGAGCAGGUCUUCAAAAUGGCUUACCGCGAUGACAAAUGUGUCAUCGUCUGCCUUCGUGAUGGAAAGCCAUCGAUGGAAAUCAUCAGCUUUAGACCAGUUGCUGAGGCAUAUGAGCACUACCUGCACUCAACAUAGUUCUUUCCAGUUUUUUCUCAUCGAAGCAGUCCUACUUUCUCACAGCAUCCGCAACCAUGCACUUUGACUCAAGACAGUCCCUGCUGAAUCUGUUGCAUGUAUCAUACAGACACCCGCGCUCAGGUAUCGAUGCAUUGUUCUACAGUCAAA